UUGUUUACUGAAGACUUGAAGACUUAAAUAAAUACUUUUCACAUAUGGAUGAUAUAAAUUGUAUGACGAACAUGUUAAUUGCUAAAAAUGCGAAGAACAGGCAAUGGAUUGAAACUGGACUUGACAGAACACACACCAGGUAGCUCAUCAUCGCGGUUACCUAAUUUGGUGGAACAUGCGGAGAGUAGCACUAGCCAGGCAAUUACCGGUGUAGCCGGUGAAAAUUUGAACAGUAAACUGCCAAACGUCGUUGAAGGCUCCAUGGACUAUGGUAACGAGCGAAGGUCCUCCCGUUACCUGGAUUAUGAUCCUAAGUGCUUCCAAGAUAAUCAAACAGCUGGAGGUUACAUUGACAGUGGCGGCGGAGGUGUGAAUACCAAUGAUUUUGGGUAUGGUGACAGAAGUUAUUCAACUCGCAGCUACGAUAGAAAUUUAUCAGAUGCUGAUUAUGAUAGAGACAAUUUAGAUCGAUUCAACAAUAGAAUUUAUACUGAAGAAAGUAUACGUUAUGACAGAGCACCAGACAGAUCUUAUCAGGAAUCUGACCUGGAUGCUCCGUACGAGAGAAAAGAAGCCCAAAAGCUCAGAAUUUACAAUCAAGAUUCUCAAGAUAUUGGAAGAAGGUAUUCUAGGGACUUGGGGAAUUACGAAUACACUUCUCGAUAUGCAGAAGAAACCCUUAAGCUCGAACCUAAAAAAGAUCAUUGUCAUCUCACUGAUAAAAUAUAUGAGCCAGUUAAUAAAGGGUACAAUAGUAUGGGUAAAGGUGGCUAUGAGUCAGGCGUAAAAACACGAGAAUCAUCUUACGAACUUGGUACUUGCGGUAAUUCUGAAAUUGUUGGUAGAUUGAAAUACGAGAGUAAAUAUGAUUCAAGUGCAAAAGUUUAUGGUACUCUACCUAGAUACGAAUCAUCCGGUAAAACUUAUGAUAGUUACGACACAGCCGGAAGGUCUUAUGAAUCAAAGUACGAUGAUACAACUUACGAUUCCGGAACCAAGGGCUUUCAAUCUUCAACGUCUAAGUAUGAACUUAGCACUUCUAAAAGCUAUAUCCACGAAAGAUCAAAGUACGAGCCUGUUGCUCGGUAUCAGGACACAUCAGCAAAAUCCUAUGAUCAGACUUUGAAAAUAAGUGAAUUGGGCACUACAUCGAGUGCGUAUCAAAGAAAACAGAAUCCCGAGUCUGCCGCAACAUCGGGGUCUGAGAAAAUCAAUGGAUAUAAGAAAAAUAACUUUGAAGCAUACGGAGUAUACUCUGAUCCAGAGGAUGAUCACGGCUUUAUUUCAGAAAAGAAAACAACUCCGUAUACGUAUAAAGGAGUUGUCGUAAACGCCACUGGAGAAUCCACCGUAGUGGAUCAAAAAAAGACAAAAGAUCCUCAACAGACAACAGUAACCUCGAGUCCUUGGUGUAGACCGACUAUUUUAUUACUUCUUCUCGUUCUUUUGGUAGUAAUUUUUGUUCUUAUUGCUGGGAUAUUGCUCUAUUUUAAUUAUAUGUCUUAUAAACCACGUCAUCCAGUAAUUGAGGGUAAGGAUCAAAGUUUCAUCAGUAAUAACGCGGAACCAUGUGAAAAAACAUACUGUGCCUGGGGUGCAGUUUGCAUCGUAUCUGAUACGGGUCGUGCUAUCUGCCAGUGUCCUACCAACUGUCCAAAAUCUCAUGAACCUGUAUGCGGUACUGAUGACAUAACGUAUGUAAAUCAAUGCCAGCUGCGUCAAACUAGCUGUCGUGAUCGAAGAAACACGCGAGUUAAACAUCAAGGAGUUUGUGAAAUCAAGGAUCCUUGUCGUAACCUCAAUUGUUCGCUUGGUUCUCAAUGUGUAAGAAGCAGAGAUGGUACUGAAGCGAAAUGUGAGUGCCUCAAGAGUUGUCCAAAUCUCGGUGAUCACGAGGGAUCUGGACCAGUUUGUGGCACUGAUGGAGUUGAUUACCCAAAUGUUUGUGAGCUCAACCGUUUAGCCUGUACCAACAAUGUUAAUGUCACCGUAGCUUUUCGUGGAAAAUGCGAUCCUUGUAGUGCUGUCGAGUGCUCGGAACCAGAGAUCUGUCAACUGGACGCUUCACGACAGCCGGCCUGUCACUGCGGCGAACAAUGUGGUCUUGAAUUCUCACCGGUAUGUGGCAGCAACGGCAAGACUUACUCUAAUGAAUGCAGCCUAAGACAGGAAUCAUGCAGAUCUAGAUUACCCCUGAGAAAGAUCUACACCGGUGUAUGCAGUUCUGGUAUCAAUCCAUGCGAUGGUGCCAAAUGUAGUGAAGUCGAGCAAUGUGCAAUCGACCGUUAUGGCAUCACGAAAUGUGAAUGCGGGCCAGAAUGUGAGCCAGUAAUGAAGCCAGUCUGCGCCAGAGGCGGUAUUACAUACAAAUCUCUCUGUGAGCUCAAAAGGCAUGCUUGCCUAACUAAGAGUAACAUUGAGGUCGCAUAUACGGGUACCUGCGGAUCUCAAGGAGCAUGUUCUGAAAAGAUUUGUCAGUGGGGAGCAAUAUGUGCGGAAAAUGGGGAUACUGCUAUCUGUGAGUGUCCUACUUGUACAGUAGAAUUCAAUCCCGUGUGUGGCGAUGAUGGAAUCAGCUAUGGGAACGAAUGUAAACUCAGAUUGGAGGCUUGUCAACAUCAUAGAGAGAUCAAAGUACUUUAUCAGGGUCUCUGUAAUGGCUGUGAGAAUAAGAAGUGUGAGCAUUAUGGAAAAUGCGAAAGCGACAGCUCCGGUGAAGCCAGAUGUGUCUGUCCGACCAACUGUGGGGAUUUGGAGAAAAACAGCAGUUCUGCUCGUAAAGUAUGUGGAAGUGAUGGAAUAACUUAUGCCAACGAAUGUACUUUGAAAAAAACUUCAUGCUUAACUCAAACUAACCUGAGUGUAGCAUUUGAGGGAGACUGCAAGUUAUGUACAAAUGUCGAGUGUGCAAAUGGAGCUCGUUGUUCAGCUGGCGAAUGUAUUUGCCCGGAAAGUUGUCCAGAACCAAAAGACGAGCCUGUAUGUGGUACAGACGCAAAGACUUAUCCCUCUGAGUGUGAACUACAACGUGCUGCAUGUGACCGAGAUAAAGCGAAACUUGGUGCUUUACACGUCGCUUUUCAUGGUGAAUGUGGCGAGAAGUUUGCUGUCGCUGCUCUAACAACAAUGUCUACACCUUCAGCAACCCGGCUGUCAACCACAGUUACGGAAGUAACUAGCGCUCAAGAGAUGUGCAAAGAUAUACAUUGCGAUUUUGAAGCAACUUGUGAACUUGGACCUGACAGGUUUCCUCGGUGCAGUUGCAAGUUCGAUUGUGCCUCAAUACGACAAGAAAAUAUGAUACCCGUUUGUGGUAGUGAUCUUAAAAUUUAUUCCUCUAUUUGUGCGAUGAAGAUGGAAGCCUGUCAACGCCAACAAGAGUUACGAUUACGACCACUAGACCUUUGUCAAGGCAUGGAAGUUAAGCCGUGCAAUGGUGACACACCCUUGACAGAUGACGAAGGUAAAGAAUACGACUGUGGAAGUGGCGUUAAUCGACGAGAUUGUCCAAGCAAUAGUUACUGUCAUCAGACCCCACGAUUUGCUCGCUGCUGUAAAAAAAAUGAAGGUAUUCAAGUUGUCGAAUGUAUGGAUUCAUGGCACGGAUGCUGUCCCGACGGUAAAACCGCUGCUCUCGGUCCUGACAAUGCUGGCUGCCCUAGUUUGUGUAAUUGCAACAAAUUGGGCAGUAGCUCGGACACUUGCAACCCCGAAACCGGUCAGUGUGAUUGCAAGCCCGGUGUAGGCGGUCUUAAGUGUGAUCGUUGUAUGCCAGGAUAUUGGGGCUUACCGAAAAUUAGCGAAGGACAUCAAGGAUGUAUUCCUUGUGGCUGUUCACUUUUUGGUUCAGUCAGGGAAGAUUGCGAGCAAAUGACAGGACGUUGCGUUUGCAAGCCCGAAAUUCAAGGACAAAAAUGUACCAUUUGCACAGAUCAUAAUAAAAUACUCACACCUUCGGGCUGUUAUGCAGUGGACGCAAGCCCAAUAAUAGCAACAAAUUGUAACGAACUUGAAUGUUAUUCUGGCGGACAUUGUUCUGAAAUUGGUAGUCUUCAUUGCGAGUGUCCGUCAGUAUGCCCAGAAGAUUUACCAGCAGUACCGGUUUGCGGAAGUGAUGGGCAAACAUAUGACAAUGAAUGUGAAUUGCGUCUAUAUGCCUGUCGUCAUCAAGCAGACGUUGUGACUCAAGCCUUCGGGCACUGCAGAGACUAUCCGACGGUGAACACGGAUUUCCCAGUUAAAAGAUUUACAGCUGUCCAAUACACUCAACCAGCAGCAGCUAUUUCACCAUUGUCAAAGUCAACCAGGCAUCUUCUUGGUCCAGAGCCAGACCAACGUUAUUAUUACACUCAUCGUGCUCAACAAGAAACCAUUACUAUUGACCGUGAUAAUUUUAAACAUGGAGUUGCAGCUGCAUCAAGACCUACCCCAGCAACUAUUCGAGUUGUAACAGCACUUCUUGGGGAUCUCUGUACAAAUGAUAGGGACUGUACAAUUCCGAAUAGUGAAUGUUUUAAUGGACGGUGUGUUUGCUCCAAUGGAUUUGCUGAGACAAGCGAUCGACAAGAAUGUUUUGCAAAUUACAUGUCGGUAACGCCUUCUGAAGAUCUUCGCGCUUGUGUUUCUAAUCCAUGUCACUCAUCAGCAACUUGUAUUGACUUACCAAGUUCAACAUUUGUUUGCAUUUGUAAUUCAAAUUACACGGGUUUAUUAUGUGAUGAAGAAAUAAAUAAACGAGAAUAUGAUAUACCUUCUUUCGAUGGUAAAAGUUAUGUGAGAAUGAGUAGACUAAAAGCAUAUCAUAAAUUUAGUAUUGAAGUUGAGUUUAAAACUUAUGCUGACAACGGAAUAAUUCUAUACAACCAACAGAAGAAUGAUGGUAGUGGAGAUUUUGUUUCACUUGCUAUUGUUGAUGGAUACGUACAAUUUCGUUAUAACCUUGGAAAUGGACCAGUAAUACUAACAUCACCGGAGAGAGUUACUAUGAAAAACUUUCAUCGUAUAUCAGCUAAAAGAUAUCACAAAGAUGGUGUUUUAAUUUAUAACGACGGUGAAGAUAUUGCCGGUCAAAGUCAAGGAAUGCUUAAAUCAUUAGAUCUCAAUCAAGAUACAUUUAUUGGCAACAUACCAACAAAUUACACUAGAGUAUACGACAACAUUGGGACCAGUCACGGAUUUUUGGGUUGCAUUCGUAAGCUGAAGAUCAAUAGAUUUACAGUUGACCUUCAUAUUGGAAAAGAUAAAGAUGUUUUAGAGACAUAUCGUGUUAAGCAGUGUCAUGAUAAUGCAUGCGCUAAUUUGCCUUGUAAAAAUGGUGCUACUUGUCAGCCAAUAUUCGAAGAAGAUCUUUGCAAUAAUAGAGAAUGCAAAUCAAAUACAAAACGAAGUAAUAAAACAAAGAAGAAAAGAAAUUAUAAUGAUGGAAUUAAAUUUGUCAAAUGUAAAGGCUCUCAUUGCAGCGAUUUAAAAUCUAAACCGAAAUCAAAGAGAUCUAAAAAAUAUUCGAAAAAACGAUGCGCUACUGUGGAUUGUAAUUAUGAUUAUGAUUUAGAUUAUGACGCUUCUUAUGAACAUGAUAAUUAUGCAGUAACAACUUACGAACCACCAACGUAUAAAUGUAUUUGCCCUCCUCAAUUUACUGGACCUAAUUGUGAAGAAUCAUUAGAUCCUUGUUUAGGCGAACCCUGUCAAAAUGGAGCUACUUGUGAUAUUCUUCCACAAGGCGGAUAUGUUUGUAAAUGUCCGCCAGGAAGAACGGGAGAUCAUUGUGAAAUAUUAGAUGCCGAAUUAACUGAAUUUUUAAUUCCUCAGUUUAAUGGUGAUGGGUUCCUUGAACUUUCAUGUCUUGAAGGAGUCUCAAAAGCAUUUUCAAUUGAACUAUGGUUUCUUACGCGAGCUACAGAUGGUCUACUACUUUACAAUGGGCAACUUAACAAUGGUCGUGGAGAUUUUAUUAGUCUUAACUUAGCUAAUGGCAAAUUGGAGUUUAAAUUUAAUCUAGGCAGUGGUAUAGCUAAUAUUACAUCUCCUGAUUCCGUGAGUCUUAAUACUUGGCAUUGUGUUAGAAUCAGUAGACUUGGUAGAGAAGGACUUCUGCAGUUAGAUGAAGGCACUAUUGCACGAGGCUUUUCCGGUAGUCCUCUCACUGAAUUGAAUUUAGAGAUGCCUCUUUAUAUUGGUGGCGUUAAACAUUGGCGAGAAAUUCAUCGUCUGGAAAGUGCCUGGACUGGGCUCACAGGCGCGAUACAAAGAUUAAUGGUCAAUGGUAAGACUUACCAGAAUCUAGCAGUUAAUUUCACUCAACACAAUACUGAAAUAUAUGAUGGGUUGCCGUGUCCCGCUGAUGGCAAUCCUUGUCACAAUGGUGGAGUCUGUUUGCCGUUAUUAAAUAGUUACCUUUGUAAAUGUGCAAGCAGUUACAGUGGUCUCCAUUGUGAAUUUUUCAUGGGAUAUGAUGUAUCUGGUGGAGAAAUAGCUGAACGACCAGUAAGAUUUAACGGGGACAAUUACCUACAGUUUAAACAUCGUUAUGGCAGAAGCUCUAACAAUACUUUAACUACUAACACAUCUCUUUUGGAAUAUUAUGACGAUUCUUAUUCCGACUAUGAGUUUGACGAGGAUAAUGAUUUUGAAUAUGAAAAUUAUGACUACACUGAAUACAAAGGACAGCAAUCAAAUAAAUUUGAAUUGAGUCUACGAACCGUUAAUCCGGAUGGAAUGAUAGCAUGGAUUGGACGCGGAAAAAUAGAAAAUCUGGUACUAUCUCUACAGGAUGGAUAUGUUGUCUUCACGUACAAAGGAAAAAAAGAUGAAAUAUCUAUAAAAAGCCGAAAAAAAGUUAACGAUGGUAUUUUUCAUCACAUCAAAGCUGCUCGUCGAAGAAAGGCAACCGUAAUCCAGGUUGAUGACGAAAUUCCCAUAAAAGUUGCCACGGAAAUAUCUCUUCUAACAACCAAUGGGAAAUUAUUUGUUGGUGGGAAGCCUGGUCAUAAAGGAAUCAAGGGUUGCGUGACUGACUUUAUCGUCGAUAAAAGAAGACUACCUUUGGCAAGACGGAAGAUUGAAUUUUGCCACGAUAAUGACGUAUGAUAGUGAACUACCGAUUCUAUAGAUAUUUACAAUAUCAAAAUCCUGAUAUUUUAAAAUAA
Molecule: messenger RNA, 7148 nt
Organism: Microplitis demolitor
Lineage: Eukaryota; Metazoa; Arthropoda; Insecta; Hymenoptera; Braconidae
Product: agrin
Exons: 25
Coding region: 88-7089 (2333 amino acids)
Biological process (GO): cell differentiation; multicellular organism development
Cellular component (GO): membrane
Molecular function (GO): protein binding; calcium ion binding
Source: RefSeq, a predicted model, not a curated record